This is a messenger RNA of Trifolium pratense (red clover), 2361 nucleotides long. RefSeq names its product cysteine-rich receptor-like protein kinase 10. Gene Ontology annotation, molecular function: ATP binding; protein kinase activity. Lineage: Eukaryota; Viridiplantae; Streptophyta; Magnoliopsida; Fabales; Fabaceae. The transcript has 7 exons. The coding region runs from base 262 to 2187 and encodes 641 amino acids. Gene Ontology annotation, biological process: protein phosphorylation. The record is from RefSeq and is a predicted model, not a curated record.
UCACAAUUUGGAUAUAGUUUAAUCAACAUUUCAAAAUCCUUUAGCUAAUUAAUUUCUUAUUCUAGCUUAGCACAAUGUUCAAAGUAAGUACAAUUAACUGGACAUUAAUUAUAGCCACAUGCUUGAAUCAAUGACCAGCUUAGCAGCUUCUUAGUAAUUAAACAUGUUUCAAGUCAAUGAUCAGCUGAGGGAAGAUAAAAGAAAAAUAAUUGAAAUAGAACUUCCAACUUUUUUGAGUAUCAGAAAACAGAAAAAGAAAAUAUGAUUCAUCAUUUUACAGUUUUCAAAUCCAUUAAAUUCUUCUUUCUUUUUUGUACUCUUGCAUUCCUUUCACAUGUUACCUUUGCAGAUCCUCCAUAUGAAGUUUGUUCCACAAGAAAGGUUUAUGCAAAUCAAAGUUCCUUUGAGAACAAUCUAAGUAACCUCCUUCUCUCUUUACCCUCUAAUGUUUCAACUUCAAUCUCCAAAUUUGGUAAUACUUCUUCAGGAAUUGGCUUAGAUAGAGCUUAUGGACUCUACAUGUGCCUCGACUUUGUUUCCAACGAAACAUGCCAUAAAUGUGUAACAAACGCAAUAUCAGACGUUGUAAAACUAUGUCCUCAAUCAGAAGAAGCGGUCGUAUAUGAAGAGUUCUGUCAAUUACGUUAUUCCAAUAAAAAUUUCGUAGGCUCUUUAGAUGUCACAGACAAUAUCGGUAAAGAUAAUGUUCAAAAUAUUUCAGAACCGGAGAAGUAUGAAUCUGUGGUGAAUAAGAUAUUGAAUAAUCUUACUAAGAUAGCGUCUUUUAAUGUUUCUUCGAAUAUGUAUGCUACUGGUGAAGUAAACUUUGAAGAUAAAACAAUAUACGCGUUAGUGCAGUGUACUAGAGAUUUAUCAGACACUAAUUGCAGUAGGUGUUUGCUAAGUGCUAUAGGAGAUAUACCAGGUUGUUGCUAUGCCUCCAUUGGCGCAAGAGUUUGGAGUCGUAGUUGUUAUUUAAGAUAUGAAUUUUAUCCUUUUUAUCUUGGGGAAACAGAUCAAACAAGUUCUUCAGCCAAACAAGGAAGGAAAAAUAAUUCAAGCAAAAUAUGGAUGAUUACAUCCAUUGCAGUUGGAGUAGGCUUGGUGAUAAUAAUUUUCAUUUGCUACUUGUGCUUUGUCAGGAACAAAAGGAUUUGGCAAAGUAAUAAAAUAUCUAAGGAUUUCCCUUUUUUUGAUCUUGGAUCUCUUUGUGUGGCUACCGGAAAUUUCUCCGAUUCAAAUAUGCUCGGGCAAGGUGGAUUUGGGCCUGUUUAUAAGGGUAUACUUAGUGAUGGCAUGGAAGUGGCAAUCAAGAGGCUCUCAACUUGUUCCGAGCAGGGCUCAGAGGAGUUCAUUAAUGAGGUUAUGUUGAUAUUGAAACUUCAACACAAAAAUCUUGUGAAGCUUUUAGGAUUUUGUGUUGAUGGAGAAGAGAAACUUCUUGUAUAUGAAUAUUUGCCUAAUGGUAGCCUUGAUGUCGUCCUUUUCGAGCAAGGUGCACAGCUCGAUUGGACAAAACGAGUUGAUAUAAUAAAUGGAAUAGCAAGGGGAAUUCUUUAUCUUCAUGAAGAUUCUCGACUUCAAAUAAUACAUAGAGAUCUAAAAGCAAGCAACGUGUUGUUGGACUAUGACAUGAAUCCAAAGAUUUCAGACUUUGGAAUGGCAAGAAUAUUUGCAGGAAGUGAAGGUGAAGCUAACACUGCUACAAUAGUCGGCACAUAUGGAUAUAUGGCUCCAGAGUAUGCAAUGGAGGGUAUAUAUUCCAUAAAAUCUGAUGUUUUUGGUUUUGGAGUACUAUUGCUCGAGAUCAUUACAGGGAAACGUAACACAGGUUUCUAUUACUCCAAAAGCACUCCUAGCCUUCUAGCAUAUGCAUGGCAUCUAUGGAAUGAGGGAAACGGAUUGGAGUUAAGGGAUCCGUUGUUAUUAUGCCCGGAAGACCAGUUUCUGAGAUACAUGAAUAUCGGACUACUUUGUGUUCAAGCAGAUGCAUUUGAUAGGCCAACCAUGUCUUCUGCUGUUUUGAUGUUGAUGAAUGAAUCUGUAACGCUUGGUCCGCCAGAAAAGCCUCCUUUCUCUGUAGGAAGACUGAAUGUUAAUGAUCCAAAUGUGCUAGAUUCGGAAGAUUGCUCAGUCGAUUAUAAUUUCUUAACUGUUUCUGAUAUCUUGCCCCUGCAAUGUCCAUGAAAUGAAAACCCUCCCUCUAAUCUGUGUAAUGUUCAGUACUUUUAGGCCUUUUGUUUUAGUAACAAUGACAAUGUAAAAAUAUAUUUAACCGGUUGACCAACUUAUGCAUAACAGAUAAGACUUGUAUUUCAUGCUUAUCACAUGAGUUCUAAUUUAUUACAUAUUUUUUAAUCA